Periophthalmus magnuspinnatus is the source of this 3954-nucleotide messenger RNA. RefSeq names its product cyclin Y (gene ccny). Gene Ontology annotation, molecular function: cyclin-dependent protein serine/threonine kinase activator activity; protein kinase binding. Bases 472 to 1545 code for a protein of 357 amino acids. The transcript has 12 exons. The record is from RefSeq and is a predicted model, not a curated record. Gene Ontology annotation, cellular component: cytoplasmic cyclin-dependent protein kinase holoenzyme complex; plasma membrane. Gene Ontology annotation, biological process: regulation of cyclin-dependent protein serine/threonine kinase activity; regulation of canonical Wnt signaling pathway. Lineage: Eukaryota; Metazoa; Chordata; Actinopteri; Gobiiformes; Gobiidae.
AACGCUACGGCGGAUGUAGCAGCUGCGGUGUUCAGUGCAUUUGGGCAAACAUGUAGCGCACGGAGCUAAAGUCAUCCCUCCUGACGUGUUUAUUUAACAAGUCCUUUUUCAUUUUCUGGCGUCGGAAUUUACAAUGUGCCAAAAUGAGUCGUAAAGGGACGCUUCGGUGAGGAUUUUAAGCCGGGGGAGUGGCGCGUGAAGGCGACGUGAGUUGAUUUCAGGUAGUAAGCUUCGGAUAACGUAUUACUUUUGAGAUUAAACUGCAUUUUCUUGUCACUACGCACGACUUCUGCUUUUCACACGAGCGGUGUUUAGGCGAAGACAAUCUGGAACUACAAUUUAUUUCGCUUCCACGUCCGACAUCCACGUUACCGCCCCAUUUUUUUAUUUCCCCAUCGAGACCAGCGUGGAAUAAUUAAGCAAGACGCCGUGCCAGACUCGAACUCGAAGUGACUGUCACCCGCGCGCAGCAUGGGUAAUAGCACGUCCUGUUGCGUGGCGUCCAGCCCCAAACACCGGAGGAACAACCACCACUCCCGCCUGGACACGUACGGACCCGAGCCAGCGCUGAGCAGGGAGGACACGGGCUGCAACCUCCAGCACAUCAGCGACCGGGAGAACUUGGACGAUCUGCCUGUGGAGUACAACCCCUCAGACCACCCCAGGGCCAGUACCAUCUUCCUCAGCAAAUCCCAGACUGAUGUGCCAGUACCCAACAAACGAGUUCGGGAAAAGCGCAAGAGCCUUUACAUCAACCAUUUUACACAUAUUGCGGAAAGUAAGCACCUCCUAGGGCCCAUCAGGCGCAAGUACAGCUCCUGCUCCACCAUCUUCCUGGACGACUGCACAGUGAGCCAGCCCAACCUCAAGUACACCAUCAAAUGUGUGUCUCUUGCAAUAUAUUACCACAUAAAGAACAGGGAAGUAGAUGGAAGAAUGUCAUUAGAUAUCUUUGAUGAGAAGCAGCAUCCACUCUCAAAAUCUGAGGUUCCUCCUGACUAUGACAAACACGACCCGGAACAGAAGCAGAUCUAUCGUUUUGUCAGGACCCUGUUCAGUGCAGCACAGCUGACUGCAGAGUGUGCCAUUGUCUCCUUGGUGUAUCUGGAAAGACUUUUGACAUACGCGGAGAUCGACAUCUGCCCUGCCAACUGGAAGAGGAUCGUGUUGGGAGCCAUUCUCCUGGCCUCCAAAGUGUGGGAUGACCAGGCCGUGUGGAACGUGGACUACUGCCAGAUUCUCAAGGACAUCACUGUGGAGGACAUGAAUGAGCUGGAGCGUCAGUUGUGGGAGCUGCUGCAGUUCAACAUAAACGUCCCGUCCAGUGUUUAUGCUAAGUACUACUUUGACCUGCGCUCUCUAGCCGAGGCCAACAACCUGAGCUUCCCCCUGGAGCCGCUCAACAGAGACAAGGCACAGAAACUCGAGGCUAUUUCCCGGUUAUGUGAUGACAAAUACAAGGACUUGAGGAAGUUAUCCAAGAAGCGAUCAGUCAGCGCAGAUAACCUGGUCGUGGUACGGUGGUGUCCAGCCAUUAUUUCCUAACACUGGGACUGGAACUGGGAACUGUGGGCUUCUUCUCAUGCCCAAAACUCUACCAUUCUACUCAUAGGAGCCCCAUUGACUGCACUGAACCAGAAUGACGGCAAAUCUGGAAGCGAAUGGAAGUACAACUGGGAUUUUAAAUGUGAAAAAACUACAUUUUUUGACUGUGUACAUUACUGCGUUAUUUUUUUGUCAUUUUAAAAUAUUCUCUGAACAGCUACAUUUCACAUUCCAUCAACUCAUUUUUUUUUUUUUUGUUGUUGCAAGUUUUCACUCCAAAUCAGUGUUUGGCUUGGGACAUUUUCACUUAUGUUAAGUUAUGUUUCUUUCCAACAAUCAUACUAAUAAUCAAAGCAAUACCAAUGUGUUCCUUCAUUUUUAAUCAAUGCAGAUGGACUACUGAACAUGGAAGGAGACGUGAUAAUAGGAGGUCGCUAUCUAUCCAGUGUUUUCUUAUUCACUGCCAUUGCCCUGACCUAAUGUGCCUGUAUCAAGCUUAGAAGUCGCCAUCUUGUGGUCUGGAGAAAUAGAACAAAUUACAUUAUUAGUCAACUUUUGAUACCGUUCUUCCAUUGCACAAAAAUGCUGAUAUUUCAAAACCGCUAAAGCAUGAUUCUUCAAGUUUUGCAUGUUGCUAGAAUUGGUAAAAAUCUUAAAGAGGAGGUAUUAUGCAAAAUUGUCUUUUUGUAGCUUUCUACCAUGUUAUAAUGUUUUGAGAAAUCUAGCGAUCUCUUCUGGGCACUAUUUGAAUCGUAGCAGUACGAUUCUGUCCAAUGCUCAGCUCACAGGCCUAUGUCACUUAUGCUCCCACAUGAUAAUUUUCCAUAAAUAUACAACAGCGUGAUAGAAAACAAUACACUACAAAUUCACAAAUCAUGUGCAGUAGUUUCAUUAGCAAAAUGCUACUGUUUGUAAUGUGAUAGUGCUCUGAAGGGGGAGUGGUUAAGCACAGUGAGCAAAGGAGGGGGGACUCAGAGCAUCAACAAAACUGAAACUUAUUAAACAUGUUGAUACAUUGUUUUUGGCAAAUACAGCAUUUUCAAAACAAUAAAAGGUAACAUGGUGAUGUUGGGUGUUAGCAGAUAAUGUCCCAUAGAAGUCUAAUACCCCCUCUUAAAAAGAUAGAUUGUAUUAUGUUUUCUACAGUGUAAAUACAGCAGCUCUUAAUGUGUUACUGUAAAAAAAAUGGACGAUUAAUGUUAGAAUAUUUUUAUUAGUUUUUAUUGUACAGCCGUGAGAAGAGACUACAUGGGAGACACCACUUUGUUUGUUGCAAUGCUCUUCAUGUUUAAUUUGGUAAAAUAAUUUCCUGUUAUUUUAUGUUCUUUUUCACACUAUUGUAUGUGAAUUAUCAUGCCUAAUUCACCCGGUUAAAUUCCCAGGAUAAAAAUUACAGUCAAAGAUAAUACUUUUGUUCACAACAGUUGACUGAGUUGACAGUUGGACAAGUAAACAAGAGUUCAAGCCAUUUUUGUGAUCAGACCCUUUUACCUUGCAAAAAUUAAAUAUGCCGUAAGGGUUAAAUUGACUUUAUUUUUUUGUUUGUUUUAUUUGAGUUAAGUCAUAUUUAAAAGUGCUGUACCCAAUUUUUACGGUCUUAAGAAUGUGAAAACUUUUUCACAACUUUUUAAAUGGUUUGCAGUGGUCCAAAUUUAUUCCUCCUAUUCUGUGCAUCCUAAUUAUUCAUUGCAAUGAGUUCAUGAGUUUUUCGUCGUGGUAAAGCUAACAACUAGCAUGCUAACUGUGCAGUUCUUGGUUAUCAGGGAGACAACAUGCAGUGGUCUUAUUGGAUUUAUCGAGACCAUAAAUCUAAACAAAAGCUACUAAAGAUCUGAUUUUUUUUUUUAAAUGGUGUGUACUGACCAUUUUUCUGCAAUAAUAAUAAUAAUAAUAAUAAUAAUAAUGUCCUUAUCUUUUACCCCAAUACUAACAAAUCACAAAGCUUGAUCUCCUGUCUGUUUCUCCUCUGUCUGUAUUCACAAUUCCAAUCUACUUUUCCCAUGCUUCCGGUUAUCUUUACUAGGAUCUGUCAAUGCCUUAAUAGCUUAUCUACAAUCAACAUGUCCAUGUACCAUAUUGCUUUUUACAUUUGGAGCAAUAGGUGAAUAGGUGAGUUGUCAUAAAUUCCAAAUGUGCUAUGAUUGAGUGAAAUAGUGUUGAAUUGUUGAAUUAUUUCAGAGAUUGUAUAUUCUAUUUAUUGUAUGAAAGACCAUAAAGUGGCCAUUAUAGAAAAUGACCUUGUCAGUCAUUUGGGGUUUACAUAGACCUCAUCAUCUCAUCUUAAGCAGUAGAUCAAAUGUUCAUGUUCCAAUUUUGCCAAAACAUUUGUAAGUUUAAGAUACUCUUUUUCAAAAGCAAUGUUUAGGAAAUACUGAAGAAUAAAAAAAAAAAAAGAAACCUUUGAAGUAC